UGCUGCUCUGAGCUCAGAAGAUGGAAAGCUUGCCCUGCAGCAAGGAAUACAUGUUACUGCCAAGCUGUGCAGCAGAAGCUGAAAGCAAAGCUGGCAAAGUCCACAGAGACCAGAUGCAUAGAGAAGACAGAGAUGCACUUUGGGGUGCUGAGGGAGGCCCAGGUUUCCUGCAGCAGCCCAGAGGAAGAAGAUGUGAGGAGACAUCAUCACCUGCUUCAGUGCCCUGGCCUGCUUGGACCAGCAGUUUCACCUGUACUGUGAAGGUGGAGGCUGAAGAAAAAGGUGUUUAUGGGUCUGCUGCAUUUCCCCCUUUUCUCAAAAAGAUGGUUGCAGUCCAGGGAGGAGACAGACCUCAGGGGAAAACCAGACCCUUAACAGAAAGUUCUCUCCUCCACGCCCUCCUGAAGCCCUUGCUGCCCAUGUCACGAGGGAGCAAUGUGGGCUGCUCCCACACGGUGGCACUCCUUGCCCAGCUGAGGGGCUGCCUGCCUGUCCUGCCGCUUGUCCCUCCUGACUGGCCACUGGACCUGCCCACCGGUUGCCCAAGGAAAGGCCUGCGAUGGGGAUGCUGGGUUGCCAUGACAGCAGGCGAAUGGACCUCGGCAUCUCGCUCCCCGUGGCCCUCUGCACAUGGUGCCGCUGGAUCACAGAGCCACCCGGUUGACCUCCUGUGCCCGGCAGGAUCUCGGGGAGGAAGAAGGCCGCUGGGUUACACCACCACUGAAAUCACUGUGUGAUAACAACAGUACUGCGCAUCCCUAGAUGGCUUAGAACAGCAGUUCUCAAAGCUGCUUCUUUCAUCGUGAUGGUGGGGCCAAACACCUCCUGUUGCCACUGUUUUCCCUGCCUCAGCUCUUCCCCAGGCCCCUCGUUUCUCUUCACUGCUGCUCCACUGAACUGCUUUUUCCACACACGAGCUCUCCACAGCACCUCCAACAAGCUCCAUCAACACCUUUGUCCUCCAACCCUGCUCGUCUCUCCUGAUAUCCCCAUAACUCCCCCACACUUUUCUUUCUCUUGUGCUCCUCGUGUGCUCACGAUUCUUGUCUUGUUUGCCCAGUGCUGUUGGGAAUCCAUCCGAGGGCCUGGGUCAUAACAGCUUUGCAGCUGGGCUGGCCUUUCCCCUCCUGAAGUCAGGCUUUUGGUUGUGUUACCAAUAGGUCAGGUAUCCAGGGCUCGAGCAAGCACCAUAUCUGCUUGGGUUUGUGGACAACAUGCUCCAAAUGAUUUUAUAGCGGCAGAAGCUUGGCAUGGCAGCCUGUCAGAAACACACCUGCAUGCAUGCUUAGUGAACUGUGUCAGGAAGAUGUAUUUCAGCAAGGA
This is a messenger RNA of Athene cunicularia (burrowing owl), 1323 nucleotides long. RefSeq lists its product as uncharacterized. NCBI's taxonomy places the organism in Eukaryota, Metazoa, Chordata, Aves, Strigiformes, Strigidae. The record is from RefSeq and is a predicted model, not a curated record. Bases 21 to 737 code for a protein of 238 amino acids. The transcript has 3 exons.